AUGGAUUAGAAUGCCAUUGUAAAAAAAAAACUCAAUGAAUGCCCUCUCUGUAGUCCUGAAUAAUGAAAGCCCUUGAUGCUUUGUUUCCCAAAUAAAUCUGCAUCAAAUGUCCACCCGGCCUCUCAGAUCUCAGUCCAAGCAGGCGGACCCAGCAGCUGCCGUGACCUCUCCUGUAUCUGGACGUGGUGGACGAAUGUCUGCUCCAUAUACAUCGUUACUGGGGGUUGUUGACAAGUAUAGGCUCCAGUGCUGGAACGAAACUCAGCUAACCCGUGCAAGCACAAUGCAUCAAAUGUCACCCUUAUCAUCAUGAAUCUGAGGGGCUGGGCCUGCUUUAUUCUGUCUGUGUGCCUAAAGCAUUAAGCUGUAAUUCUCUCAAAUGUGACCUUCUAAUGACUUCUCUGACCAAACAAAAGGACACUGUUUCCUCUUCCUGGAUCAUCUUUCUUUAUCAAAAUGAGUCAAAUCAAUUACUUUAGCACAAGCAGCAGAUAUGUAGGUCACUGGUCACCACAUGUGUCUCCCAGGUGAUUCUCUUGCUACUGAUAUUUAGCAGAGUUUGGUCCAUAUAAGCUUCAGAAGACCCAGCAUUAAUGAAAUGGCCUCUCAGAUUACAGCCACACACAGUGAGGAUACUGUGACAGAUGGGAGAUCUUGGUUUCCCAUCCCAUCUGGUUGCUGGUUGAUUGGCUGGUUGGACUGUUGGUUGGUUGCUGGUGAGCUGGUUGUUUGUUGAUUGAUUGGUUGGUUGGUUGGUUGGUAGAAGUUGGUGUUCAGGUAAUUUCCUUAUGUUCAUUGUGAAAAGCGCACUAUGAAAAUGCCACACUGUGAGUCAUGCACUCAAAACCUUGCUCAAGUAAAAGUGUGUCAGUAAAAUGUCCAAGUAUUAAAUGUAAACGUACCCUCACUUCCCUGUCUGUGUUUUCUAUCACAUCUAAUGUGUUUGGAUCAGUAGCUAAGUAUUAUUUCAGCCCCUGAAAGAACACUUAAUUGGUUCAUGCAUAAGUGAAUGCAAACAUCCAUGAGCUGAACUCGACCUAAGUCUUAUCACACAACAGCGCUUUGUCGGCUUUCUUGCAUUGUGGCAACAGUUAAACCUCUGCUGCAGGGAUUAAAUGGAAGCACAUGAUGAUUCAACCCCGUGAUUUCUCACGGAGUUGGGUCAUGUACCCAGUCGUUUCCUCUCCUUUUUCCUCCGUCUGUCCCGCCACUGUAGCCCGCUUUCUGUCCCCCUCUCUCUGCCUCUCCCUCCGCUCAUGGCGUCCCCGCGGCUGGAGACCUUCUGCUGUCCCAACAGAGACGCGGCGACGGAGUUCGCGGUCUCCUUCCAGCCCGUCUUGUUCGGGGCGUUGAGUUUGGGUAGCGCGGCUCUGAGCCUCGCGUUCGCUGUGCUGCAGCUUCUGCCGAAACACAAAGGAUACAGACGACUGGGACAGUAUCCUCUGCCCAGGCCAACGUCCUCCUCCAGGAUCCUCUUCAUCAUCAGUGUAUGUGACAUACUGGGAUGCGCAGGUAUCAUGAUCAGGUCAUCCGUCUGGCUCGGCCUGCCAAACAUCAUCGACAGCAUCUCGGUGGCCAACAGCACUGAUGUCUGGCCAGAGGUCUUCUGUGUCGGCAGUGCGAUGUGGAUCCAGUUGUUUUUCAGCGCCUCUUUUUGGUGGACCUUUUGUUACGCCGUUGACGUCUUCCUGGUGGUGAAAACAUCUGCAGGAAUCAGCACCAUCAUCCUCUACCACAUGAUUACGUGGGGUCUGGCUGUGCUGUUGUGCAUCGAGGGAGUGGCCAUGCUCUACUACCCAUCCAUCUCUGAUUGCGAACAGGGCCUCCAGCACGCCAUCCCACACUAUGUCACCACGUACGCACCGAUGCUACUCGUCCUCGUGGCCAAUCCUGUCUUCUUCAGUCGCACCAUAUCUGCAGUGACGUCUUUACUAAAAGGACGACAAGGGAUCUACACUGAAAACGAGAGGCGGCUGGCCACUGAGAUAAAAAUACGCUUCUUUAAGAUAAUGCUGGUGUUCUUUAUUUGCUGGGUUCCCAACAUCAUCAACGAGAGCCUCCUCUUCUACCUGGAGAUGCAGACGGACAUCAAUGACAACGGCUUCAGGGACAUCAGAAACGCAGCCCUCAUCACGUGGUUCAUCAUGGGGAUCCUGAACCCCAUGCAAGCUUUCCUCAACACGCUGGCCUUUCACGGCUGGACGGGCUUCGACGUGGACUUCAGCCUGCAGAGGAGGAGGGAGCUGGCCUGGGACUCCGUUUCUACCUCAGUGCCCAACGCAGGAGGCCACAAUCCCAUGGUGGGAAGCACUCUGCUCUACCAGAGUCACGUCCAGGAAACCAAGAAGAACAUGAUGGGCAACGGGCAGCACCACUCCGACGGCAUCAGCGUCCUCUCAGAAGGUUCAGAGUCUAGUACAGUUGAAAUCAACAUUUCCAGCGAGCUACGAGACUAUGACGAUGUAGACGCUGAUGGAGAAUCCUUGGAGAACUCUUUGAGGCACUAGCUGGGGUCAUCAACAACCCGCCUCCCUCUACUUUUCCUGUGUGACAUUGUUUUUAUUUCAUUAGCUACUUUUGUUUUAGACUGUCUCCUCUUAGCCUCCAUUGUCCAGGUAUUAACUGGUCAUGAGAUUUCAUUAGUUAGUGCGACAGGAUAAGUCUAAUUCUUGAUGAUUUCUUGCUAAGCUUUUUAAAUCUGUCUGCAGCACAGUUUCGUUUGACAUACACUGUAGUGCAGCUGAACAGUCCUAAAGUUGGAUAAUUACUUUUUUUUUUUUAAAUUAAUAACUGAUAGCUGAAACAUUUCUCCUGGAGAAUUCGCUGUAUUAGACACUGGUUUUGUGAUGCACAAUCUUUCCAUGAAGCUCCAAAAGAAUGUAAUGUCAAUUUACUGUAUUUCCAACUGUCCAUCUUGUAUUUUUGCACACAUCCAUUUUAUACCAUUAACAUUAAAUAUCCAAAAUAUUUCUUAAGAUUUCGUUGGUCCCACUUUCUUUGUCUUUUGAGGGGCUGCGUUGCAAUUUCAAACACCAGAGCUUUGAAAAGCACUCAAUUAAAGACACAGUCUACAUGUUUUCUGAUAUCAAAAUAGAGUGAUUUAUUUGAGACACUGAAUGACUUCAACGUUUUGUCUUGGAAACAGGUGACCACACCCUGGACCAGGGCGAGAGAGACAGAGAGAGAGCGAGAGAGAGAGAGAAACUGUCACAGCACUUAUUCCAUUUUGGGCUCCUUAGCAUGCCAAGAAAGGCCACCGACCCACAGCCCAAUUCUCAGUCUGACACAGACAAUAAUGGCUCUCAAAUGAAAAAGUCAGAAAACAAUGAACCACCCGUUAAAGGACCAGUGUGUAGGAUGUAGUAGCACCUAGUGGUGAGGUUACAGCGCCUCACCCUCCUCUACAGCGGCCGCUUAAAAUGUGGAAAACACGAAGGCUCCCUCUGUAGAUAUAAAAGGCUCAUUCUAAGGUAACGAAAACCACGAUUCUUAGUUUAAGGUGUUUAAACGCUCAUGAAAACAUAAUUUAUGAACAGAUCCCCCUACAUCCUACACACUGGACAUUUAAUAUCCAAAUGUGACAAUUAAAAAAAGAGGGAGAAAAAAAAAGACAAAAAUAAAACAUUGGCCCUUCACUUUCAGCACAAUCUGAACAUUUGCUGAACCGCCCAUUACAAAAAGUGCACUUCACAUAGCUCAAGCAGAAGUCGACAGAAAGGGAAAGGGACCAGAAAAAAAAAGGCUAACCAAAGUGGUGGCGAGUUAGUUUGAAGAUCUUUUACAUGAGAUCCCACUAAGUAGAGGGAGGCAGACUUACUGCCCACGAGACAGGCAUUUCAAAUAUGACCAAAUCUGAUCAUCUGGCAGCAUUUGGUGAGUCUUAACGAGACCAAUCAGAGGUUUUUUUUUUUUUUUUUCAUUUUAAAGCAACAGCAGGACUUUUUGCUUGACCUCCACACCUCCACCUUCUGGCCAAAAUGUGCUCUGAAUUUUCAGUAGAUUGUUCAGAGGAAAGUGCCAAAGAGAAACCAUGGUAAUGCUAAUCAAGCAGUAGUUGUUUUCCUGCAUUAAGUCCUGUUCCACAUAAAAUACACAGUUAAAGCAGAAAUCAAGCAGAGGACUGUGAUGACUAUUCCCCCCCAGAGGAUUCCCUGAAUGCAGGUGACCGAGUUGCACAUUUCCUCCGUGGCUUUCAGGGAUCAGUAGUGGAAAGCAAAGCUGCUUAACACAUCUGCGUCAAUGCCAUUUGCGACUCGCUGAAGAACAAAAGAACUUGCGGUGGGUUGUGAUUGGCCCAUUUGAAAAAGAGUAUUAAAAAAGGAGCUGAUGAGACAUGCGCUUUGUUUAAAAAGAGUUCUCAUCAUGUUUUGUCAGCAAAGAUGUGACCGCUCUAGCCAUUAAUGAGCCCCUACAGGAUGGCAAUAAAGUGUACUGUAUAUAAACAUAUAUACACAGUAUAUAAGUCUGUGUAUUAAUCUAAUUUACAUAUCUUUACAUUCUUAAAUUUACAUCCAAAAAAGGGAGAAAAUUCUCUUUGUAAACCACUUUUCACAUCUUGUCCACAAAAUGACGUUUUCUAAUCUCGAGUGAACUGAGCAGGUCAUUUUAGGAGGUUAGGACUGUUUCUUGGCAGGUUUUCCUGGUGUUAAACGUGAGAUAAGAACUAACCUUGCAGCGGCACAUUCAGUUUUGACUUUCAAAAGUCCAUCUGUGGAAAAUAGACCAAAAAAAAAAAAAAAA
Messenger RNA from Acanthopagrus latus (yellowfin seabream), 4740 nucleotides. It is a transcript of the gene gpr143, whose product is annotated as G protein-coupled receptor 143. Gene Ontology annotation, molecular function: L-tyrosine binding; dopamine binding; L-DOPA binding. NCBI's taxonomy places the organism in Eukaryota, Metazoa, Chordata, Actinopteri, Spariformes, Sparidae. Gene Ontology annotation, biological process: regulation of calcium-mediated signaling; melanosome organization; G protein-coupled receptor signaling pathway. Gene Ontology annotation, cellular component: plasma membrane; melanosome membrane. The record is from RefSeq and is a predicted model, not a curated record. Bases 1257 to 2507 code for a protein of 416 amino acids. The transcript is spliced from 9 exons.